AUGCUCUCCUCGGGAUUAGGUUUGCGCUCAGUCGCACAAAAAAGAUCCUUUGGCCUUAGCGUAUUGACUACAGCAAUGGCAUCUCUAAUGUUCAGCGAGAACAAUAGGCUUGCUUCGAAGAUGGAAUCCGGUAAACUUCACUACGAGGACUCCAACUCCCGAUUCGAUAAGAUGCUCACCGAAGCCACUUUCAAGAGACGCGCUCCAGAGUAUCCGAGCCAUGUGCCACUCUACAAUGUUGAAAAAUUCAUGAUGUUUGUUGGUUCUGGAAUUGGUGCAUACUUUCAUCCUGAGAGAAACGAGUUUAUUGUUGGCCUCGGUGAAUCUACAGCAAUCAAACCUGUGUUGAGAAGACUACAAAAGCAGAUGCUCUCGGACCCAGUAGGUCGUCAAAUCUUGAAGGAAAGACCUAGAAUGACAAGCACAUCCUUGGACUUGGACUACUUGAAGUCUCUUCCACCAAACACAAUCGGCAACACAUACGUCAAAUGGCUAGAAAAGGAAGGUGUUUCGCCCGACACGAGAGUCCCUGUAAGAUACAUUGACGAUGCAGAGUUGGCGUAUAUUUAUCAGCGCUACCGGGAGUGUCACGACUUCUACCACUCAAUAACUGGCUUGCCAAUCAUCAUUGAGGGAGAGAUUGCAGUGAAGGUCUUUGAGUUCAUGAACAUUGGCAUGCCAAUGUCAGGACUCGGGGCACUCUUCGCACCAUUCCACUUGAAAAAGCAUCAAAUGGAGCGCUUGUACAGUAUUUACUACCCUUGGGCAAUCAAGUGCGGCCUCAACUCCAAGCCUUUGAUCAAUGUUUACUGGGAGAACAUUCUUGAAGAGGACUUGGAUGUGUUCCGCAAGAAAAUGUGUAUUGAGCAGCCGCCAGAUCUCCGUGCCAUGCGCAAGCUGUAUUUUGCGGCCAAAAAAGCUGCCAAAAAUUAA
Molecule: messenger RNA, 933 nt
Organism: Australozyma saopauloensis
Lineage: Eukaryota; Fungi; Ascomycota; Pichiomycetes; Serinales; Metschnikowiaceae
Gene: COQ4
Product: ubiquinone biosynthesis protein
Exons: 1
Coding region: 1-933 (310 amino acids)
Biological process (GO): ubiquinone biosynthetic process
Cellular component (GO): mitochondrion; mitochondrial inner membrane
Source: RefSeq, a predicted model, not a curated record